Molecule: messenger RNA, 2009 nt
Organism: Mercenaria mercenaria
Lineage: Eukaryota; Metazoa; Mollusca; Bivalvia; Venerida; Veneridae
Product: E3 ubiquitin-protein ligase TRIM33-like
Exons: 2
Coding region: 191-1252 (353 amino acids)
Biological process (GO): positive regulation of DNA-templated transcription
Cellular component (GO): nucleoplasm; chromatin
Molecular function (GO): zinc ion binding; ubiquitin-protein transferase activity
Source: RefSeq, a predicted model, not a curated record
UUGACCAAAACAUUUAGAGACAACAAAGAUAUAUUUGUACAACUUUAACACAGUUAUGAUUUUUUAACUUCGAAGUCUAUAAAAAAAUGUUUUUACAGAAAAGGAAUUAAACUGAUGAAUGCAAUAUUCAAGAAGAUAUAAAUCUUAAAUCCUGUUGUGAGAAAGUAAUAAAAUUGGUAUUUGGAUAAAAAUGGCGGCUAAGGGUAGUGACAAUGCAUCGGAUGAAAUAAUAGGUACCAAAUGCUCUGUGUGUGCUGGGAAAAAUAUAACACGAGAAGCUGAAAAAUACUGUGUAGAAUGUCAGGACUAUUACUGUAUACCGUGUACAGACAUGCACAAAGCUUUCCCGGCAUUGAGAGUACACAAAUUGCUGAAUAAAGCAGAUUUCAGCACACAUGGUCUACAGUCUUCAUUACCGUCUUUUCCAACAGAGAGAUGCCCGAUUCAUAAAGCCAAAUUUUUGGACAUGUUCUGUAAGAACCAUGAUGAGGUUGUGUGUGCCACUUGUGUAGCUAUAAAUCACAGAACUUGCCAGGAUAUACACUCUAUUCUGGAUGAAGUUGAUAAUCUAUACAAACAAUCAGCUUCUGAUCAAACCAAGAAACAACUCCUUGUAGCAAAAAUGGAUGCUGAGGAUAUAAAGAAAGCCAAACAGCAAAUCCUCAGUGAGCUAAAGAAACAAAAGCAGAGAGCAACUGAUUCUAUCAUAAACUACAGAAAAGAACUGGAGGCUGAGCUCAAGAGACUUGAAUCGGAAUCAAUCAAGGAAGUUGAUGCACAGUAUAGUAGUAUGGAAAGUGAUCUACAGAGUGAGAUCAAGGAAGCAGAGCAACAUAUUGAUGACCUGGAACAAUCUGCUACCAAGCUGCAAAAGUCCAAUGGAAAUAAAGGCCAAGAAUUUGUUUGUGUCAAAACUGCUCAGAAAAAAAUUCUUACAGCUAAAAGUUCUCCAAGUAAAAUACAAACAGAAAUGAAAAUGUUUUUUUCUGCUGAUAUGAAAAUAAAAAACUACCUAAAACAAUUAAAGACAUUAGGAGAGCUGUCUACAGCAGAAGCAACCUACAAGCCAAGAACCACAGCAUACAAAGUGAAACAGCAGAGAGAUAUUGAUAUUAAGCUUAAAGAAGACAAAGAUACAUGUAGAAUAUAUGGAUCCUGUUUUACUGCGGAUGGCUCCUUACUGCUUGCUGAUCUUGAAAAUUACAAGUUAAAACGUCUGGAUGUCUCUACAGAUACCAUACAGACCAUCUAGACCUGGAGGCAACACCUAUUGCUGUAUGUCUAACCAGUAAACAAGAAGCUGCAGUAAGUAUGAACAACAGAAGCAUACAGUUUGUAUCACUAGGAGACAAGAUGACAACAACAAGGAAGCUGAAGAUGGAUCAUCCCUGUGAAGGUUUGGCCUUCAAUGAUGGAAAAUUUUUCAUAUCUGAUCAAAGCAAAACAGUUUAUAUUCAUGAUAUAAGUGGCACCAUGUUACAUAAAAUUACGACUGACAAAUCGGGCAAUCCAAUUUUCAGAAGCACUAGACAUAUUAGUAUGAGUACAAACAGAGACCGUGUGUAUGUGGCUGAUUACAACGAAGGUGUAAUAACUCUAGACAUACAGGGAAAUUAUCUAUCAACAUUUACUGAUCCUAAUUUAGUUAUUCCUCAGGGAGUAUGUACAGAUAAGAGAGGAAACAUACUGGUCCUUGGGUGGGGAUCAUCAAAUAUUGUCCAGGUUAAGGAGGAUUCAAAAGCAAAGUUAGGCACCAUCAAAAUAGAACAAAAUCCAUCAUCAGUCUGCUUUAAUCCUCAACAGAACAAACUAGCUGUAACUCUUGAGUGCAGCAAUAGCAUAAAGGUCUAUGAGCUGGAGUAAGAUACAUUUACUGCUGCUGGCAUCACAACAAUGAAUAAUUUGUAUAACUUUUAAGUCACUACGACACAAAGCAAGACAUUAUUUAAUUUGCAAUGUCAAAGAUAACAGGUAACACAUCAUUUACAAUAAAAUAUCAUAAAACUAGA